UGAAAGGAGGCUGGAUAUUUCAGCAAGACAAUGAUCUGAAACAUAUCUCCAAUUUAAUCAUGAAGUAAUUUAAUGAAGGAAAGAUGAGAUUUUGGAAUGACUUUCAUAAUCCCAAGACUUGGAUAGUACCGAAAAUCUGUGGGGAGAUCUGAAGCAUGCAGUGUAUGCAAGGAGACGUAAGAAUAUUUCUAAGCUAGAAGAGUUCUGCAAGGAAGAGUGGGGGGAAGAAAACCCCAAAAGCAAGAAUAGAUUGUUGGCUAUAGGAAUGUUUGGAAGAUGUUUUUUUCUGCCAAAGGAGAUAUUACAAAGUCAUGACUGAAAAGGUAUCCAAACAUGUGCACUUGUCACAUUCACUGUUUUAAACAAUGGUAGAAUUUGGUAGACCUCUGUGAUCUUGCCUAUUAAUUCCAAGCUUCUCCAAAGCCACCAGUAGAAGAGUAUUCCAAUCUGGAGCAGUCAGAGAGCAAAUGCUCUUCCAUUCAUUUAUCUGGUGUUCUUCAAACAAAAAGAUCCCAAAAUCCAGAAUAUUCUGGGUUAAAAAGAUGAUAUGGUUACCCCUAGAUUCAAGAUUCUAUUGAACUGGGUAAUUUAAUUUGCCUUUAUUCAUAUGCUAUGACUGCAACAUGCAGUUGCUGAAAAAUCCCUUUGGAUUAUUAUUAACAUUGUCACUAAUAAUAAUUGUUCUUAAUGAAGGAAGCGUCUACUGUGUGAAAGAUGACCAAUUGUCUCCACAUGUCUGAGUGUAAGUCCUAAUAUGUUGACAGCAUGGUAUUUAUUAUGUAGCAGGAUACUGAAAAGGCUGUAGAAAGACCAUAUUUAUCUCAGUUAUUCUAAAUUAAUUUACUUCUGAUGCUAUCCAGCAUGAUUUAUAGUUGAAUUUAAAAUGUCAGCUCCUAUAAUGAUUAUAUGGGUUUAACUUCAAUUGUUCCAAAAGCAUGAUGCAUUUAUACUUUAUGAAAAAUGAUAGGUCCAUAAGGCACCAGCACAGUUAAGCGCGGUGGAACUAAAAAGAUACAAGCAAAAAUCUCCAAUCUAAAUUCCCUGGUGUAUACACCUAGGGUGAGACUAGGGAACUAACACAUCUCUUAUUUAUAGCUAAUGCUUCUCCUACAACUUGUCCGUGUCUAAAGGAUCAAGAAACCUUACUUCAUAACACCCUCUUCUAAGGCUGAGCAGCACCACUCCUGGAAGACCACUCUAAAGAUUGCACUGGGAGCGCUUUUACUUCGGGCUUCGCAGGAGCCUAAGGGGCCGUCCGCUGCGCCAUCUCAGAUUGCACAACCAUGAAAUGGGCGAGGAAUUCUCCUUCGUGGCGUCGGCUUUCCCUGACGAUUGCAAGCUUCAGCAUGACGCAGAGUUCCUCCUUUGUCACGCCAGCGGCCGGCGUUCGUUUUCAAGUCUGCGCAAUUCCUGCGUCGCUAAAUACGGGAACAUCCGAAAACGUCGCCUCGUUAGGUUUGAAACUUUCGGUGGAAGAUUUCAAGGUUAGGAUUAGGGUGCAGCGAUUCCCGAGCACCACCGCAGCUUGGCCGGGGUUUGCCCCGUACGAAGUUGGAAGGAGGAGAACCUGAAUGUCUUUUCCGCGCGUCAUGAAAGAAAGCCCACCUGCUUCCAAGUUGUAGCGCGCCGCGGCAGUUCGGCAGCAGGAUAACGGAGGGGGCUCUUCUCCCACCUACGCCUUCAUCUCCCCUCCUGCGGUGGAGAGCGAAAGCGAAAGCCGGGAGUGGCUCCGCCCCGCUUGCUGCGGCUGGAGGGAGCAGGGAAUGCUUGUCAGCUGCGGGCUGGGCGGCUCCAGAUCCGCGCUCCUGAUCGUCUUCUCCCCACCCCGUCCUUCCCUUGGCCUGUGGGAGAGUCGUCGCGGCAGAAAGCAGAUUGCCCUCCCCUGCGCCUGCUGGACAUGUGGGUGCUACGCGUGUGCUGGGUGCUGCUGGGCACUCUGGGUGCCGGUUCAGCCCAACUGUUCUUUAAGAGUGUUCCUUUUGUUGAAAUAGACUCCUGUAAUGGAGCUGUGGUCAUCCUCCCUUGUGUUGUAACUAAUCUGAAAUAUAAUCAGAGCUCAUCAAUGUUUGUGACGUGGCUAUUUCAAGGAAAACGAUUUUUCAUUUUUGAUGGAGUUACCGAUAACAUUACUAGAAACAGUAGUUUUCAGACUGCAACUUUUCAGAACCGCUCAAUGCUACCCUUCGGCAUUGCUUCACUUGUUGUAUCUACAAAGGAAGCCCUUCUAGGAAAUUACACUUGUGAAGUAACAGAAUCAAACAGAGAAGGAGAAACAAGAUUUGAACUUAGAAAUAGUUCAGCCUGCCUAAAUCAUUCAUCAGAGAGCGUACCUUGGUUUCAGCCUGCGGAGCGAUUCUCUAUCAUUUCCACCAUAAUAUUGAGUGUUGCUUUGUACUGGUGCCAGUUCAUUACUGUGGCUAUAAAGUUUGACAUGACGUUGGAAAAGAAGAUUGGCUUAAGUGUUACAGGAUUCUUAAUAUCAAUUUUUGCUUUGACUGGUACCAUUCUUUUUGCCCAAGGUGGAUAUACAGCAUCAGCUAAAGCUGGUAUUGGCAUCAUUGUAGUCCCUGCAGUGAUUGCAGUGCCACUUUUAUACUUCCUGUUCACAUCAGUUUUUGAGAAGCAACCACUCUUUGCAGUUAUUUUGCUAGCUCUGAAAGCACUUGGAUAUGUAAUUGCUGUGGCUGGAUUUGCUUUGUGUGUGACAGCAUGUCACCCAAAACAUGGAUCUGUUGUGAUUGCAGGCUUAGCAUUUAUUGAUGCUGUAGCAGCAAUUGGCUUAAUUUAUAUUAUUAUUAUUAUUGGUUCCAAGUUGAAAGAUCAUCAGCCUCCAAGGAAAGCUGUUGAAGAAUCACUUAAUGAUGCAAAAGGAGUGAUGUUAGAAUGAUGAUGCACUUGAUGUGAGGUAAUUGAAUCCAAUAUGGACAUGGAAACAAGUGAAGAGAGACUUUUGUUGAUACACCGUGGCCUUGAAGAUGCACUACUCAAAGAGAAAGAAAAUCAGGAAAUUAGUUGUUUUGCAUGUUUGGAAAAGUGCUGUAAUGACUCACCUGAUGUAACUUUAUAGUCACAGCAGCUGUAGUAAUAAAAGAGAAGUAAGUGUAUGCACGUGAGGUUUCCCCCUUCCCUUCCUUGCAGGUGGAUGAGAGCAAAAAACAAGACACUCUCCAUCCACUCUCUUUAGUGCUGCACUUCUCAGAAUGAUCUGGAAAAUGCUGUUUUGCAUACAGACCAAACUUCAUGAGAGACUACUUUUGGACAUCACAACCUUGAUACGUUGGCUGCCGUCACCUCUGGGCCAAGGGUUUUUUUUUCCCUUCACUUGUUUGCUUCUUUGUUUUUGUUCUGCUUUCAGUUUUGGUAUCACUAAACAGCAACUGCUUAUAGGGAAUAGCAAUCCUCAACACAUCCUUAUUUUAGAAAAGGUUGCAGUGCUGAAAGUCUGAAGUGGGGGUUGCUCAAAGGUUAGCAGUUCUCCUUUCCUUCCAGAAAUAUUUUUUAUUUAUUUAUUUUCUGUUUGGGAUUGGACUGCCUUCCCCCCCCCCCCUCACAGCUUGAACAUUGGUGAACCUCAGCCCCAUUUUAAGCCAGCACUGGGAUGUUUGAAAGUAUCUCAAGGUCACAGAACAGAUUUCUAUGGGACCACUUAUACAAAUAUUUGUACUGCAUGAUGGAUUGUAUGGUUUUCUUUCUUGGAUUUUUACUCACUGUCCUCUGAAAACAAUUGCAUUCCCAAUCUAUACAGUCAUGUGAAAAAGUAAGUACACCCCAUGUAAAGUUUUUUUUUAAAAAAAAAUAUGUGGACAUAUCAAUAUUUUGUCUUCACUCAAACAAUAUAUAAAGGUGAUGUAAAUGAAUUUUUAAAAAUGACUUUGCAAUCAUUUAUUCAACAAAAAACAGAUAUGGCAUUUCCUUCUGGGAAAAAAGUAACUACACCCUUGGCUCUAAUACCUAGUAGUGUCUCCUUUGGCAGAAACAACCUCAAGUGGGCAUUUCUUAUAAUUGCAUACCAGUCUCUGAUAUCGACUGGAAGGAAUUUUUUCCCACUUCUCCAUGGAGAAUUUUUUCAGCUGUGUGAUGUUUGGGGGGUUUCUUGCAUGCACAGCCCAUUUCAAAUCAUCCCAUAGCAUCUCGGUGGGAUUUAGAUCUGGGCUUUCACUUGGACAUUCCCGAACUCUUAUUUUAUUUUAUUUUAUUUUAUUUUAUUUUAUUUUAUUUUAUUUUAUUUUAUUUUAUUUUAUUUUAUUUUAUUUUAUUUUAUUUUCCAGCCAAUCCUUGGUGGAUUUACCAGAAUGUUUAGGGUCAUUGUCAUGUGCAGGGUCCACUUCUGGUAGAGCUUCAGUCUUCUGACAGAUGGUGUCACAUUAUUCUUAAGCACUCUCUGAUACAGUGAAGUAUUCAUCGUGGAUUCUGUGAUGGUGAGCUGCCCAGGCACUGAUGCAGUAAAGCAGCCCAAACCACCACCAUGCUUUCUAGUUGGUAUCAGGUUUUUCUGGUGAAAUGCUGUCUUUGAUUCGCGCCAAACAUGUCUUCUGUUAUGGUGGCCAAAUAACUAUCUUUGGCUUGUGUGUAUCCAGAGUGCAUUGUUCCAUGAAUUCUGGUCUUUGCCUACUAAGUGUUUGUAAACUAACUUUAGUCUUGCCCUAAUGUUCUUUCUGGACAGUAAAGGUUUCCUCUGUGGCACACCUCUCAUGUAGAUCUAAUUUGUGCAGUUUCUUUCUAAUAGUAGACUCGUGCACUUCGACAUCAAUAGUGAUGAGAGCUUCCAGUAGGUCACAUAGUGAAAUUCUGGGGUUCUUAGAGAAUUCUUUCAGCAUCUUGUGUUCUGCUCUCAGGAUGAACAUGCAGGGACAGCUUGACCAGGGCAAGUUGGCAGUUGUUUAAAAGCUUCUCCACUUGCAGAUGAUCUUCUGAACAGUGGGGUUGUUGAUAUCCAAUUGUUUGGUGACCUUUUUAAAUCCCUUCCCAGACACAUAGGUAACUAUAGCCUUCUUUAUGAAUGCCUCAAAGUGCGCUUGCGAUCUUGGCGUAAUGAUACCACACACUUCAACAACAAAGGGUAGAUCAAAUUAAAUAUCUGGGAUUUAAAUAGGUGUUCCUCCCAGUCUUCUCUAAUGAUUUUCUAAUCAUUUGCAUUUUUUUAGUUUUAGAUAUUUGAGGUAGUGAUAAAAGUAGAGGUGUUCUUAACUUCUCCACAUGUAAAAUUUGAAUUUAUAUUUAUUUAAAUUACACAAUGGACUACAAAAUGUAAAUAGGGCCUGAUGUUUGUUAUGUGAUAUCCCCUUUAUCUAUCGGUAUUGUUGAAAUGAAGAUCAAAUGUAUGUAUGUUGUAAAAAAGUUAAAAAAAAAUCAAUAGGGUGUACUUACUUUUUCACAUGACUGUAUUUUGACAUUUUCUAUGAUAAAUACACAAAACAGAAAUAGAUUAAAGAAAACAAUUUGUAUAAGCUUUAUUUAUGCCUAUAUAGUCUAAAUAUGAGUGGAUGUGGUCUUGAGUGAACAAAUAUUCUUAGAAUAACAUUUUUUUAAAAAAAUAGAAAUUAGUCUUUUUUUCCUAAAUAAAAGUUUGAUUUUGAACAAAUUCAGAUGGUCACAAAAGUCCCAUCCACCCACUUGCUGUUAGUAAAUCUGAUGUAUAUAUUGUAAUUCUUUGUGUUCUUUGGUGAUCAGUAUUGUAGUGCAAGUAUCUUUUUCUCUUUUCCUCUUCUUUAAAAUACUUUUAAAUGCAAAGGCCAAGUUGAGUUUUAGUGGCAUAAGUCCCAACAUUUAUGCUGUUGAAUGUAGUUCUUUAAUAUUCAUCAAGCUAGGAAUCAACCUAUGUCAGUUUUGAUAAACCAUCCCCUCCCCCCAUAUUCUAUGGCCUGCAGUCACGAGAAACGUAUGCUUUGAAAUAUGUAGUGUUCUCAUUUGUACUACAGGUUGCCAAGUAUUCCAGAUUAGACUGCAAAUUCAUAAACUCAUAUUACGAUUUAUGUGAUUUUGUAAAGGCUUUAUGCAAGAGGAUUCAAGGAACUGUGUAUCUCUAGUCUUCAUACACUUUAAAGUAUUCUGUACUGCAUUCAUUCUACCACAU
Messenger RNA from Python bivittatus (Burmese python), 6073 nucleotides. It is a transcript of the gene CD47, whose product is annotated as CD47 molecule. NCBI's taxonomy places the organism in Eukaryota, Metazoa, Chordata, Lepidosauria, Squamata, Pythonidae. Gene Ontology annotation, cellular component: extracellular exosome; plasma membrane. The record is from RefSeq and is a predicted model, not a curated record. Gene Ontology annotation, biological process: positive regulation of phagocytosis; positive regulation of cell-cell adhesion; positive regulation of inflammatory response. Gene Ontology annotation, molecular function: thrombospondin receptor activity.